Westerdykella ornata is the source of this 1875-nucleotide messenger RNA. RefSeq lists its product as uncharacterized. The coding region runs from base 286 to 1875 and encodes 529 amino acids. Lineage: Eukaryota; Fungi; Ascomycota; Dothideomycetes; Pleosporales; Sporormiaceae. The transcript is spliced from 2 exons. The record is from RefSeq and is a predicted model, not a curated record.
UGGAUGACUCCAUUUGAACCUAUAGAUGCAUGAACAAAUGUCCGCUUGGUCUACCUAUAUCAUAAGCAUCAUAUCCAGCUCUCUAGAUAUAGCGGGCUUUUGCUUAACCUUCCGACAGUUUCACCUGCACCUUCCAGAGCACAUCUCCUCCCAUCCCGCCACCGUGAAGGCAGUCGCCAGCGGAGGGAGAGCGGCAACCGUCCUCAGUUUGUUCUUCUACUCUCCGCUUACCACUCAGCCAGCUCCAUUCCUCCGCUAAUAUCCCAGCACUAUCUCUAUACGGCGAUGCCCAGGAAACGCAGACCACAAUACGCCCAGACGAAGCCAACAUACGUUCAUCCUUCACUCCAGCGCUCAGCGUCCCCGAGCUCAUCCACCAAUGAAUCCACAAACGAACCGACCGUCAACCAACUCAUUCACCAACUACGCCGAGAACAAGCGCCUGGUACAACGGUACAAAAGAGGGAUGAGGUCACGGACAUUGUCAGUCAGCGUACCGUCCCGCCCCAUUUGCGACGUAUCCUACAGCUACCAGAGGUUGAGCCUCUGCCACCAAAGCCAGGUGGUCGCUCGCGCACCCCACGUUCAGGACCGCGACCGCCGCCAGGUCCCGCUCCACCUACCAGUUGGCUGGCGGGUUUGCAUAUAAGCGGAGGUGACCCAGAAGGUCCACUCGAUAUGAAUAGGCCCGGACUGGCAAAGCAGCGGCAGCUGUGCCUGCUGGCAAAACUGCACUACGACGAGUUCAAGAGGUUUCCGCGUCCCCAUAGUCUUACCGACAUGGCAAUGAAAGGCUUUAUAGAGCAUUGGGAGCAGUUGAUGUUCGAAGAAUACUACAACAUCGGCGAGCUGCAAACCCAUCUGAAAGAGGCUCUUUUGAGCUAUGCGACAAUGUACGGCUCCAGAGGCUGUGUCGAUCUUCAGUCGCUUCAGGCAUUGUUCGGCAGGUCGAGGCUCGAAGGGGAGUAUGUACAGCAUGCCGAUGACAUAGCUUUCAUGGACCUCACCGGACUGCUUGACGCAAAUACUUUGUGGUAUCUCUGCAAGUUCCUGCUUGGUCCGGCGAUCUCCCAUUCGCCAAAUGUGCCUCCCGGGGACACUUUGCUGGCCCCAGCCAAAGGGAAGGAGAAGGCUACCACGGAUGUCCCUGACUCAUGGGAAGACGAGCAGAUUCCAACCAGUCCUCAUCUGUCAAGAGCAAAGUUGACCAGUCCACCGUUCCCGCACCUCACUCGCCUUGCACUUGGGCAUCCCGGCGCAGGGGCCUCCUGGGCCAAACUCAUAACGAUCACGGAUGAUCUUAGGGGUUUAACGCAUUUGUCGCUGGCUUAUUGGCCCCUUCCGGCGUAUCCAUGGCGUACUGACGAUGUCGGCUUCCGCGACUUUUCCGACGACGAGAUGAACGAUGCAAGCAUCACUCUAUCACAAUUAGCUCGGGAUACGCGUGGUCUCAAAUGGCUUGACCUGGAAGGCUGCAGCUGGCUCCAAGCUCUUAUAUGGGAACAGAAAUCCACCGAUGAUGGUCCUGCGCAUGGCUCUGGCGAUUGGGCCAUGUACACGCCAUGGAGAAAUAUCUGCGAAGCGUAUUGGGACCAGCUAGAAUACAUCAACAUGUUCGCGGGAUGGGUGCCGUCGAGCCGGUCAAUCAUCGCACGGCCGUCGGGACACCGCCAGAUGCGCGUUCUGCAAUGGUUGCGGACCCAAGGCCGCAAGGAGGAGCACAAGCACAAGGUUCGCGAAGAUCCUAGACCCUGGCAAGUGGUGCAGUGGUUCCAGCGGGAUGAGAUGGCGCAGAUGGUUGCUAGGUCAAUCAAGGAGAGCGCGUCGGCUAGAAACCGAGUAUGUAUAUGUGAUAACGGGCUCUCGAUCACUUAG